Messenger RNA from Cyphellophora attinorum, 1875 nucleotides. Its product is annotated as Acetoacetyl-CoA synthetase. Gene Ontology annotation, molecular function: acetoacetate-CoA ligase activity. Lineage: Eukaryota; Fungi; Ascomycota; Eurotiomycetes; Chaetothyriales; Cyphellophoraceae. The transcript has a single exon. Bases 1 to 1875 code for a protein of 624 amino acids. Gene Ontology annotation, cellular component: cytosol. The record is from RefSeq and is a predicted model, not a curated record.
AUGGACGAAUCGGAUUCAGAGCUAGAGGCUGUAUGGCAGCCGGUAGCGGGCGUGAAGCCACCACUACAAGCCUACCGGGAACACGUCAACGCCAAGUUCAAGCAGAAUUUCGAAACAACUCAGCAACUAUAUCGAUGGACUGUUGACAGACCGCAUGACUUCUGGAUCGACCUGUACCAGUACAUAGGGUUGAUGCCGGCUUUGCCACCAAGCAUCACCAAAGCUUACGAUGACACCCUGCCAAUGAGCCAGAAUCCUCAAUUCUUUCCGAAGCAAGAAAUCAACUAUGCUGAAAAUAUUCUGUUCGCCAACCCGAACCCACAGGCUCCGGCACUGAUCGAGGUGAGGGAGGAUCAGGAUGUCUACAAUGACAAGCCCGUUACGCUUUCCUGGGCAGAAUUUCGCGAAGCGGUCAGGAAGACCGCGAGUGCUCUCAGACGAAGCGGAAUUAAACAGGGCGAUCGUGUCGCAGCGCUGGUGGCAACAUCGAACUGGGCGGUGACUCUAUUCCAGGCAACUGCCUCGAUUGGCGCGAUCUUCACCAUCAUCUCGCCCGAGAUAGGGACUUCGGGCUGUGUGUCACGGCUAGCGCAAGUCUCGCCAAGCAUCCUAUUUGUCGAUAGUCAUCUUCUGUAUAAGGGUAAGCUGACAUCGAUAGCUCGCAAGGUCGAAGAUGUAGUCGGCCAGUUAGACGAACGGCCGCAGGUGUUCACCGUGCCGGUUGCGCCUGCACCCUCGAAGUACGACACGAUUGAUGCGUUUCUCUCACGAUCGGACCUGGGUGAUGGCCUGACAUUCAAACGGGUACCUUUCAACUUCCCUCUGCUUAUAUGCUACUCUUCCGGAACUACUGGACAGCCGAAGUGCAUUGUGCACCAUCAUGGAUGCAUACUGAAUUACAAGAAAAUUUCUGCCGUCCAAAGCGGGCUUAGAGUUGGUGAUGUUGUCGCCCAGUCGGUGAAUACCUCUUGGGUCGUCUUCUAUGUCAUGUGCAGCCAUCUGGCUGUGGGCGCCACUUUACUCCUAUACAACGGAAGCCCGCUCUAUCCUGAUGCAAAGCAAUUCCUGCGGAUUGCGGACAAGUAUCGCGCAACGUACAUGGGUCUUUCGCCCCGGCUCCUGCUCGAGAUGGAGAUUACAGGCAGUAACCCCAAGAGAGAGUUCGAUCUGUCUCAACUCCGCCUGGUGUAUACGACCGGCUCACCAUUAUCGGUGGAGCAGUACCGGUGGUUCAAGCGCUCUUUCCACAAUACGACACAGAUCUGCAAUGCUGCAGGCGGUACAGACACAGCGACAUCUAUUUUGGCGCUUGAUCCUUGCGCGCCUGUCUAUGCUGGACAGAUUCAGGUACCAGCUUUGGGAAUGGCAGUGGAUAUACUGGAUGACAACGGCCAAUCGAUAGCUCACACAGGGGAGCCAGGUGAGAUGGUCAUUCGAAAACCGUUUCCAAGCAUGCCGUGUUUCUUCUGGGGCGAUAAGGACAAUAGUGUGUAUCGCGCAGCCUACUUCGAGCGUUUCGACGAAGUGGAUGUAUGGGCACAGCACGAUUGGGUCAGCAGGCAUCCCAAAACAGGAGGCUACGUGAUGCACGGCCGGAGCGAUAGCGUGUUGAACCCAUCAGGCGUGCGAUUUGGUUCAGGUGAGAUAUAUGCCAUCGUCGAGACGUCGCCAUUUACGGAUUAUAUCCACAACACUCUCUGUGUCGGUCGACGUCGACCACGUGACGUCGAUGAGCAGGUCUUCCUUUUACUGCAAAUGCGACCUGGUGUGCAGCUCACAGCAGAACUCAAGACGCAAAUCAAAGAUUCCAUUCGAGCAGGACUGAGCCGCGGCAUGUGCCUGCAUUCGUCGUGGCAGUCCCGGACAUACCAGUGA